Messenger RNA from Schistocerca serialis cubense, 5536 nucleotides. RefSeq names its product nuclear RNA export factor 1-like. The coding region runs from base 455 to 3082 and encodes 875 amino acids. Gene Ontology annotation, molecular function: protein binding; RNA binding. NCBI's taxonomy places the organism in Eukaryota, Metazoa, Arthropoda, Insecta, Orthoptera, Acrididae. Gene Ontology annotation, cellular component: nucleus. Gene Ontology annotation, biological process: poly(A)+ mRNA export from nucleus. The record is from RefSeq and is a predicted model, not a curated record. The transcript is spliced from 16 exons.
CAGUGCUUCUCGUGAAGUAUAUACAAAGCAAAUAACGGCAUAUGAAUCAGGGUAGUUUCUGGGGGGGAAUCUAAAUUAAAUGUAGAAAAAAAAUAGGGAAGUCAUUAUUGGACCGAAGUCUAAAAACAAAAGUAUCAAUUAACCUAUGGGCGGCGUGGCGGACAGCAGAUUGCAAUUGUUCUCAAGUUGUAAACAAUUCUGAGGUAAACAGAAGGGCAGUUGUACAAUAGUGAAUGAAUCAGUUUUUAAUGCCGAGGUGGAAGAACUAUCUCACAGUUUGCUUAAUUUUGCACGGUGAGCGGGGAAAGAGUUCAGCGUGCUAUUAUUGCUGUGUGUUUGUGCGUUGUAAAAUUCCUGCUGGAGGUGUGUAGGUUUGAACUGUGAUUUUCCCGCGGAAAUGAGGCGAAUGUGAUCCGAUACAAAAGUUGUAGAAGGACGUUAUAUUGAAGUGGCAAUGGGGAGGAAGAGGAAGGCGAAAAGGCUUGAGGACAAUCAAGGAAUUCACCCUGUCACCGCUGAUUUCAACCAUGAAAUGAAAUCUGUCAAGAAUGUGCAGAGCUCUGGCAAUAACAUACACAGACCUGGCACGAGUGUACAUAGCCCUGCCACGAAUGUUUCCUUCCAGCAACCGAUCGCGCCGGCAAAUCCGAAGAAGAAAAAGAAGCCAAAGCAGAAAACGCAGGUCACCGGGGAGAAUAUUCAGCAGCUGGCAACACAGUCUGCUCACACACCGAUGUUACAGUCAUUGGUGCCGUAUCCUCCUUCGUCAGUAUUUGCGCCUUUCACAUCUGGAGGAGCAGGUAUAGCUGGAAAUUACAUGGAAGUGCCUAUGGGGAAGAAAAAGAAGAAGAAACCAAAGAGACUUAAUAAUAAGGGGAUUCACCCUGUCACCACUAACUUCAACCAUGUAAUGAAAUCUGGGAAGAACGGACCAAGCCCUGGCAAGAAUGUACAAAGCUCUGGUACGAAUGUGUGUGCCCAGCGACCAAUAGUGCAGCAAAAUCCAAAUAAGAAUCAGCAGGUAAAGCCAACGAGCAACACACAGCCCACUGGGAAGAAUAUUUGGCAGCUGGCAUUGAAGUCAGCUCACACAGCAGUGCUUCAGUCUAAGGAAAAAGCACAGCCCCCUGGGAAGAAUGUUCAACAGCUGGCUUCGCAGUCACAUCACACACCUGUAAUGCAGUCUUCAGUGUCAUGCCAAAAUUCGUCAGCAACUGUGCCGAGCACAUCUGGAGCCACAGGAAAUGCAGCAGUCCCAAAACAAGGGACAGACGUGGACCUUACAGAUGAUGUGAUAGUGGUGGAAUAUACGAAAGAGGUGGUACUUGUGGACCUUACGAAUGAUGACACAGAGGAGGACAGUACAAAGGAAAGGACAGAGGUGGAUAGUACAAAUGAAAGGAGUGAGGUGGGCAGUAUGAAUGAAAGGACAGAGGUGGACAGUAGGAAUGAAAGGACAGAGGUGGACAGUAGGAAUGAAGUGAUAGAGGUGGACAGUAUGAAUGCUGCCUGCUUACUCACUGCAAGACCCGGUAUUCUGUCAGGUACCAAACCCGACAUCUGGCAUAAAGUUACCGUGAAACAAACUGUGGAUGACAGAGUAGCUGUUCUUAAUGCCAUCAACCGGCACAUUUCUCCGCUGAGGCUUAUUCCAUAUUUUUUUCACAUGGAAGAUGGACAUAUAAAAUUCCUAGUGAAUAACUGCAGUACUUCCCUCAUUGCAUUGUUCAAAAAGAACCUUAAAGUGCCAUACAUGUCUACUGAGAUUGAAUUGAAAGUCCAGCUUCAUGCCAAGAAAAUGAACCUCUCUGCAAUUUUGCAGAGAAUUAUUAGUAAAAGGCUCAGUUCUGAGAAAACAGUUUUAGACCUCUCAUACCUGGCUAGCAUACCUGAAUUUCAGCAAGUGAUGUACGACCCAUCAGAUACCUCUCAUUUACAGCAGCAGUUGCUGAAAAUGGCACAGGAAAUGGCACCGAACCUCGUCAGCCUCAGUCUGGCAGGAAACGACCUGUUGUCGCUGAAGCAUCUCGCCGGUCUCUUUGUCAAAAACAGCAAAUGGAAGUCAAUAAAAGUAAUUGAUGUGACUGACAACAAGAUUAAGACAUUUUCUGAACUGGUGAUCUUCAAGUCUUUACCUGUCACGGAAUUGUACUUGCAUAAAAAUCCUUUCUGUGGGAAUUAUAAAGAAGAACAGACUUACACAAGCGUUGUCAGAGCGAACUUCCCCCAUCUCAUUAAAUUGGAUGGGACUUACGUUCAGAGCGUGUUGCACUUGCCACAGUGGCGGCCGAAUUACAUUUUGUGGAGCAGCCAUGGUAACUCAGCUGAGCUGGCUGACCAGUUUAUCGAGCACUUUUUCACACUGUAUGAUGGUGAAGAUCGGACUUGGCUUUGGGAUCUGUACCAUGAGGAUGCCUACUUCUCUCUCUCUAGCACGUAUCUUCCUGGACAGAGCACGGCAACCAGUGCGAGGCUGAGCUCCUACCUAACAGAGUGCCGUAAUCUCUUACACAAAUCUAAUAAACAGAAACUUCAGGCCGCACUGUGCCAUGGUGCGGAGAGAGUUCUCGCAAAACUUGAGAAGCUACCACGAACUCAACACGACCCGUACUCCUUCACUGUGGAUCUCCUACAUCAUUCUGACACAAGUGCUAUAUUGACUGUUACGGGUGUCUUCAGAGAGCAAAACCGAAUACAAGACAUAUCACCUCGACAUUUUAUGCGCACCUUUGUCCUCGUCAGCUUAUCAGAUAACGAAUACCAGAUAAUUAAUGACAUCAUGUAUGUAACAAAUGCGGCAACCGCAGAGGCAGAGGAUGCAUUUAGGUACAUGAAGCCAUGUACAAACCAAAAGAAAAUUACACCACUGAAACGAAUAACGCAAGUGACGGAGUGUGAGAAAAAUUCCAUGGUACAAGAGUAUUCACAACUUACUAACAUGACAGUUCCUUGGUCACGCACGUGCCUGAAUUUGGCGGGCUGGAAUCUAAAAGAAGCCCUUGAGAAAUUUAUGGAACUGUACAAAAUGGGCAAAAUUCCAGCAAAAAGAUUCAAUAAAUCAAAAACAGCAGCAAAAUUUUAAAAGUGAGAAAUCUUUUGACCCUCAUCAAGUACAUGUGUCUGUAUAGUGUCUGAAGUAGCUACUGAGUAACAUUGCAUCCUUUGUGAAAUUGCACCAGCACUAUUGCAGAAAAAGCUGAUGCAAGUUAGUUUUGUGAGUGGUCAGUGAAGGUGCGCUGAGGUUUUGAAAUAUUUAAUAUUGCUGACACGCGCGCGCGCACACACACACACACACACACACACACACACACACACACACACACACAAAUAAAAUUUUGUGGCACUGUACACGCUUUUGGAAUUAAUGGGGAAUUAUUAGUUCCUUGGGAACUCAAGACAGCUAGGUGGGGGAAAAUUACAAAAAAGACCAGCUCACUCAAGACACCCAGGUGAGAUGAAUGACCAGGAACGGGGAUGUAUCUUCAGUGUUCAACUGAGACACUCUUUAUCUAGGUAAGGAAUGUUGUGGCAGAGUGUAAAUAAUUUAGGAGCAAAGGAUACAACUCACCAAAUAGUAGAAGUGUUGAGUCAUUAGGCACACGAGAGAGAAUGAAAACUUUGCUAGCUAUUGAAACAUCCUUUAAUGAGCUGGAUCAGGGAGUUGUAAUGGGUAGGGUGGGUGGAGGGAGAAGGGACUGGAAAGUGGGAGGAGGCGUCGCGAAAGGUUGCCUGACAGCUCAGAGGUAGGCAGCGCGUGUGUAGGAUAAGAGUGAGAAACACUGGCAGUGAUGCCAGUGACUUGGAGGAGUAGAUUAGAAGGGGUGACAGGGCGGAGGAAGGGGAAACUGUCGGGUAGAGGAUGUGGGUGCAGUGAAAUAGCCGAGAUUAUGGAAUUACGGGAACAGAGGAUGUGUCACAGAGAUAACUUCCAUCUGUGUAGUUAAGAAGCAAGAGCAGAGUUGACCACCCAGCAGUGGAAAACUAUGCUGACCACAACACACUUUGGUUCAAUCGCUGCUUCACAACCAUCGCUUCCUCCUGGCACCAGUUUUUUUUAACUACAAAUAUGGAAGUUAUCUUUGCAACACAUCCUUCAUUCAAUAAUCCCCCUGGCCUCAAUCUCCCCUAUCUCAAUGCUCACACUGCCUCUACCCAACAAGCUCUGUCCUAUCAACCCUCCCAAUCCUCUCCUCCACAUCAUCGGCAUCAUCCACCCACCCAUCAUCCACCCCACCAACUCACUCGCUUCCACCCUUGCAUCAGCCACCCUUCCCCAACCCUCCUCGCACUUUCCAUCCCUUUUGUCCAUCUGCCUGUUCCACUCAACACAACGCUUCACUCCAGUCUACCUGCCAAUCUGCAGCCCAAUACUGUGAUUUCAGUCAACUGGCACAAUAUGUGAUGGAAGGGAGGAGGGGAGGGUUGUCCGAAAGCUAGUAGUGUUUUCAUUCUUUUUUGUGUGCCUGUCAAUGACUCAAUGCCUGUGUGAUUCAAUGAGUUGUCUCCUUUCCUCCUAAAUUAUUUACAUCUCUCUUCAACUAACUUUGACCAGUGUGCCUUGCUAAUGCUAGUGGACAUCCAACUUUCAGUAACUCCAUGGUGGACGUAGCUCUGAUAACAGACUUUCCCUCACAGCAGAUAAAAUCAGUAGAGCCAUUAAGCUCACAAUUUACGCUAAAUUGCAGUAAGACAACACAAGUCUUAAGACAACCCAAGUUUAUUAACCAAAUACUGGUGUCAUCUGACGUCGCUUUGGCUUUGUAACUUACAGAACUAAAGUAUCAUUGAUUGUUCUACAAUAUUAAUUUGUUACAUGGACUAUUCAUAUUAUUAAAUUGUAUUUUAUAAAUAUGAAGUCCACAGUAGGAGGCCUUCCAGUCGUGUUUCCGCGGUGUCCCGGAACAGGGCAGCUACAAGAUGCGUAUGCCUGCCUGUCGUUUGUAACUCGGCCAUACACUGUCGUUUCUCAGACACCUGGGGAUCUCUGAAACAUCAUCCAAACAAACUACUAACAGUAGCUGUUCCAGCAUAAAAUUAUUCAACAGUUAAUUACUCAGAACAGUUCUGAAGUUAACUUACUGCAAACCGACCGCUGUUGUAUAUUAUUUCUAUGUCGUGUGUCAUACAAUUUGCAACCUAAUUUACACACAAUUGUUUCAUGGCUCCCUCUCAUCCUGCAGCGUGAUUUGUUCUCCCUUUCUGAUCUCCCACAACUUAUUUCUCUCUCCUGCCCCAAGGUAGUAUCUAAUACUUCUGAAAGCUAGCAUAGUGCUGUGGACAUUUUCUUUUAUACAUGUGUAUCAACAACACUGAAUAUUUCACAUCCUGAAAGUAAAUACCAGCUAGCAUUUGUGUCUGAUAAUUUAAUGUAAUGUUCAUUGUAUUGUAUGUAAAUAAGCGGUUUCUUAUGUGAAAUCAGGCUGAAAACAAAAUCUUGAAUCAGCUAUAUUUAUUUUGUCUGUGUACAUACAAUGCAUGGCUCCCAGGAGUCUCUGUGAUAUGGAAGACAAUAAAAUCUGAAAUGUUAUGUUGCUAA